Molecule: messenger RNA, 2077 nt
Organism: Myodes glareolus (Bank vole)
Lineage: Eukaryota; Metazoa; Chordata; Mammalia; Rodentia; Cricetidae
Gene: Gabrp
Product: gamma-aminobutyric acid type A receptor subunit pi
Biological process (GO): monoatomic ion transmembrane transport
Cellular component (GO): membrane
Molecular function (GO): extracellular ligand-gated monoatomic ion channel activity; GABA-A receptor activity
Source: RefSeq, a predicted model, not a curated record
GAGAGUGGAUGCACACCUACAUCUAAGGGGUCAGGGUUGAGAUACAAAGGACCCAGUGGACCCAAAAGAAUAUGCCUUGCAUGAGAAUCCUGCUUGGGAUCCUGAAGCGCCUGCCAUAACAGAGCCGCAACAGCUGUCUGGUCAUUCCUCCUUCGGUCUCUCUCUGUGUGUGAAUAGCUCCUUCAACAUGAGCCACAACCUCUACCUGGCCUUUGUGUGUCUGAGUCUCCUCUCUCAAAGGGCGUGCAUCCAGGGGAACCAGUUCAAUGUCGAGGUCAGCAGAAGUGACAAGCUUUCCUUGCCUGGCUUUGAGAACCUCACCGCGGGAUAUAACAAAUUCCUCAGGCCCAAUUUUGGUGGUGACCCAGUUCGGAUAGCAUUGACUCUGGACAUCGCAAGCAUCUCUAGCAUUUCAGAGAGUAACAUGGACUACACAGCCACCAUAUACCUACGGCAGCGCUGGACAGACCCACGGCUGGUGUUCGAAGGCAACAAGAGCUUCACUCUAGAUGCCCGACUUGUGGAGUUCCUCUGGGUACCGGACACUUACAUUGUGGAGUCCAAGAAGUCCUUCCUUCAUGAAGUCACGGUGGGAAACAGGCUCAUCCGCCUCUUCUCCAAUGGCACGGUCCUGUAUGCACUCAGGAUCACGACAACUGUUACAUGUAACAUGGACCUGUCCAAAUACCCCAUGGACACACAGACCUGCAAGCUGCAGCUCGAGAGCUGGGGAUACGAUGGCAACGAUGUGGAGUUCACCUGGCUGAGAGGAAACGAUUCUGUACGUGGGCUUGAAAGCCUGCGCCUUGCUCAGUACACCAUCCAACAGUAUUUCACCUUGGUAACCGUAUCCCAGCAGGAGACAGGAAACUAUACACGACUGGUUUUGCAAUUUGAGCUUCGGAGGAACGUCCUGUAUUUCAUUCUGGAAACCUACGUUCCUUCCACCUUCCUGGUGGUGUUAUCCUGGGUUUCGUUUUGGAUCUCUCUUGAUUCGGUUCCUGCGAGAACCUGCAUUGGAGUGACAACCGUGUUGUCCAUGACCACACUGAUGAUCGGCUCCCGCACAUCCCUACCCAACACCAACUGCUUCAUCAAGGCCAUUGAUGUGUACCUGGGGAUCUGCUUCAGCUUCGUGUUUGGGGCCUUACUGGAGUAUGCAGUUGCUCACUACAGCUCCUUACAGCAGAUGGCAGUCAAAGAUAGGGGGACAGCAAAGGAACCAGAAGAUGUCAAUAUCACCAACAUCAUCAACAGCUCCAUCUCCAGCUUUAGACGGAAGAUCAGCUUCGCCAGCAUUGAAAUCUCUGGUGACAACGUCAACUACAGUGACUUGACAAUGAGAGCCAGUGACAAGUUCAAGUUUGUCUUCCGAGAAAAGAUUGGCAGAAUUAUUGACUAUUUCACCAUUCAAAAUCCCAGCAACGUGGAUCGAUAUUCCAAACUAGUAUUUCCUUUGAUUUUUAUGCUAGCCAAUGUAUUUUACUGGGCAUACUACAUGUAUUUUUGAGAUGACAUUGAACUUUUGCAUGCUAUGUCUUUAACAGAACGACAUAAUAAUGUUAGAGAUAUUCUAGGACCUGUGUACACACUUCAGCCCAGAAAGCUACAAAUGGGCUAAAUAGUGGUUAUUCUAAGUUGUGUAGAAGUCCUAGCCUGGCAGGUUCUGCUAUGGAAUCAUUUAAAAAGCAAACUUUUUCUUCUUCAGUUUUAGACAGACAUCCCUACGGAGCUCAAGAUCACAGACCUACUUAGGGCUCUCUGCUCUCCAGUUCCCUGGUCUGCAUUCACUGAAUAAAAAUAUGCAUUAAGGGAUGAUUUUUAGAGAAUUUAUAGUAACAUUUCUAAAUCUCUGAAGAUACUUAUAAGAUGAAUGCUUGCCAAUUUAGCGAACAACAUUUUCUAAUUUUUGUUUUUCCUUGAAAUGAAAUGUGGGUUUAUGACAAUUCACUGGUGGUCAGCAUACUGCGCCAACUCAAUGCCAGUAUUACUUAAUACCACAGAAGAAUUCUCCCCAAAUUCCAAUAAGUCCUAUUAUUGAGAAAUCAAAUGUUAAUGAAUAAAAUUACUGGAUCAA